Molecule: messenger RNA, 3161 nt
Organism: Dimorphilus gyrociliatus
Lineage: Eukaryota; Metazoa; Annelida; Polychaeta; Dinophilidae
Source: the annotation of a GenBank genome assembly
UAUGAGGGAAAUGUUUCGUUUAUUUCUUACUAUUAGUUUAAUCGCAAAAUAUGACUUUUUACCACAAGGACCAGGUUGGGUUAGAGUUACAUCAGAGAAAAAUAAUGGAAAAAGUCAAGGAUCAACAGGAGAAAACAAUCCUGGGUCAACUGGUGGACAUUAUCCUGGAUCAACUGGGAGUAAAUACCCUGGGUCAGCAGGAGGAUAUUAUCCAAGUGGAAACUACCCAGGAUCAACAGGUGGAAACUAUCCUGGGUCAACGGGUGGAAAUUAUCCUGGAUCAACUGGGAGUAAAUACCCUGGGUCAACAGGAGGAUAUUACCCAAGUGGAAAAUACCCAGGAUCAACAGGAGGGUAUUAUCCAAGUGGAAACUAUCCAGGAUCAACAGGUGGAAACUAUCCUGGGUUAACUGGUGGAAAUUAUCCAGGAACAACAGGAGGAUACUAUCCAAGCGGAAACUACCCAGGAUCAACAGGAGGAUAUUACCCAAGUGGAAAUAACCCAGGAUCAACAGGAGGGUAUUAUCCAAGUGGAAACUAUCCAGGAUCAACAGGAGGAUAUUACCCAAGUGGAAAAUACCCAGGAUCAACAGGUGGAAACUAUCCUGGGUCAACUGGUGGAAAUUAUCCUGGAACAACAGGAGGUUAUUACCCUAGUGGAAACUACCCAGGAUCAACAGGAGGAUAUUAUCCAAGCGGAAACUAUCCAGGAUCAACAGGAGGAUAUUACCCUAGUGGAAACUAUCCAGGGUCAACAGGAGGGUAUUAUCCAAGUGGAAACUAUCCAGGAUCAACAGGAGGAUAUUACCCAAGUGGAAAAUACCCAGGAUCAACAGGUGGAAACUAUCCUGGGUCAACUGGUGGAAAUUAUCCUGGAACAACAGGAGGAUAUUAUCCAAGCGGAAACUAUCCAGGAUCAACCGGAGGAUAUUACCCUAGUGGAAACUACCCAGGAUCAACAGGAGGAUAUUAUCCAAGCGGAAACUAUCCAGGAUCAACAGGAGGAUAUUACCCAAGUGGAAACUACCCAGGAUCAACAGGAGGGUAUUAUCCAAGUGGAAACUAUCCAGGAUCAACAGGAGGAUAUUACCCAAGUGGAAAAUACCCAGGAUCAACAGGUGGAAACUAUCCUGGGUCAACUGGUGGAAAUUAUCCUGGAACAACAGGAGGAUAUUACCCUAGUGGAAACUAUCCAGGAUCAACAGGAGGAUAUUACCCAAGUGGAAAAUACCCAGGAUCAACAGGUGGAAACUAUCCUGGGUCAACUGGUGGAAGUUACCCAGGAACAACAGGAGGGUAUUAUCCAAGUGGAAAUUACCCAGGAUCAACAGGAGGAUAUUAUCCUGGAUCAACUGGGGGCAAAUACCCAAAUGGGAACAAUCCAAGGUCAGGUGAUGAAAAUAAUUUUUGCUCAUCCAAUCCUUGUAUGAACGGCGGAGUCUGUAAAUCAGUUUCACCAUCAUUUGAAUGUGUAUGUCCAGAGGGUUUCACAGGAUAUAAUUGCGGACUUAUGAAAAAGGAUGCUUGUAAAAAUAGCUAUUGUGAAAACAAAGGAACAUGCGUCAGCUAUAGAAGCUCUACGAGAGAAGUAUCUUAUGUUGUAAGCUGUAUUUGCAAAGAAGGUUUUUUUGGAUCUCGAUGUGAAAAGAGUUCUCCUUGCCUGGAGAACCCAUGUAAAAAUAAUGGAAAAUGUUUCGGAGUUGCAAAUAGCCGUGAAUAUAGAUGUAAAUGUAACAAAGGUUUUGAGGGAAAGCAUUGCGAUAGCCCAACUCCUAAACUAUGUAAUUCUACAACUUGCAAAAACAAUGGCAGAUGUUAUCAAUGGAAGAAUGGAAAAACAGAAUUAAGUGAAGUUUUUUGUAAAUGUGCUGGAAAUUUUACGGGUGAGAACUGCUCAGAAAGGAUUAUUGACGGAUGCGCAAAGAAUCCUUGCGAAAACAAUGGAACGUGUCAUAGUUACGGAAGUACAGGAAAGUAUUAUUGUAUUUGUUCUAAAGACUUUGUAGGAUUUAACUGUAAAUCACCUAAUCCUUGUAAUUUACAUUCCUGCAAUGGAAAAGGACAAUGCUGGGUUUCGUACUCUUAUCAACGAGAAAAAGUUGUAGCAAUUGCUAAGUGUAGUUGUAAUCCACCUUUCGCUGGAAAUAACUGCCAGAUAACCAAUCCAUGUUACACUAACGAAAUCUGCAAGAAUGGAGGAACUUGUCGUGCACAUUUGACCUACAAUUAUACCGAGGAGGGAGAUUAUGUAGAGCAAUUUGUAGAACCUUUCUGCCAAUGUUCGAAUCUAUAUGCAGGAAAAUUUUGCGAGAUUCUUGAUCCAUGUAUUAGCAAUAAUCCUUGCAAAAAUGAAGCACUUUGUUACUCGCAUCACCAAUUAUAUUAUGAUAAUGAAAAGCGAUGGAAUAAAGAAUUCACAACAUCUAAUUGCGAAUGUCAGCUAGGAUAUGAAGGAAGAUAUUGCGAAAUUAAAAUUAUAGAUCCUUGCGAAGAAAAUCCAUGUCAAAAUGGAGGAACUUGUAAACUUGAUAAAUACGAUAAAAGAAAAUACGAAUGUAUUUGUCCUAGUGAAUUUGAAGGAGAAACUUGUGAAGAUAAGCAAAUUAUGGCUUGUAGUUUUGAAAAAGAUUGCCCUGAACUUCACCUUACAGACAACAAAAAGUACAAGUGGAUUAUUCAAAUAGGAUCAACAAGUUCUGCAAGAACAGGACCAGAAAAGGCAUUUGAAGGAUUGAAAUACAUUUAUGCCGAAUCGUCUAAACCAGCCAAACAAGGAGAUCAAGCCUCGAUUAAAUCAAAUUUUUUUACCUUAGAAUCAGUUUCGUGUAUAUCUCUUCGUUACCAUAUGUACGGUCCUCAUAUUGAAAAGCUAGAGGUAUAUGUUGAAAAUGAAUUAGGUCAGAUAGGAGGAGCAUGGGGAAGAAAGGGACAACAAGGAUAUGAAUGGUUACAAAUGAGCUUAGAAGUUCCAGUAGGUCGAUAUCGUUUAGUUAUAAAAGCUACACGAGGAAUUAGCUAUCGUGGAGAUAUUGCCAUUGACAACAUAGUAUGGAUGAAUAGAAGCUGCUUUGAAUUUUAAAUAUAAGAAUUUAAAGAACAAAACAUUAGCUAUACAAAUUUUAAAUGAAAUAGAACUCAAUACAAAAGAAAAGACAAUCAUU